AAAUUCUCCCGCCCCCUUCGUCCCCAAACCAGGAAAUCAGGGGCUAACUUGGGCUGCCGUGAAGGAGGCGGUAUCGCGGGCGGUGGAGAUGGGGACCGGCGGGCGGAACGGGCCACGGUUCGGGAAGGGAAGCGCAGAAAAAGCGGCAGCGAACAACGCCCUCUCGGCCUCAUGCCGCUACAGGUGCAUCGAGUGUAACCAGGAGGCCACGGAACUAUACAGGGACUAUAACCACGGGGUGCUGAAGAUAACCAUCUGCAAGUCUUGCCAGAAGCCUGUGGACAAGUACAUAGAGUAUGAUCCCGUUAUCAUCCUGAUCAAUGCCAUUUUAUGCAAAGCUCAGGCCUACAGGCAUAUUCUUUUCAAUACUAAGAUAAAUAUCCAUGGGAAGCUCUGCAUAUUUUGUUUGCUUUGUGAAGCAUAUCUGAGGUGGUUGCAGCUGCAAGAUUCAAGCCAGCACACUGACCCUGAUGACUUAAUAAGAUAUGCCAAAGAAUGGGAUUUCUAUAGAAUGUUUACAAUAGCUUCUUUAGAACAAAUGGCUUUCUUUAUUGGAAUUUUUACUGGUUUGUGGCUAAUCCAACCCACAACACUGAGAAGAAAGUCCAACUUCAUUUUGCUUCUGAAAGCACUACUAUUGUCCAGCUAUGGGAAACUCCUGCUGAUUCCAGCCGUCAUUUGGGAACAUGACUACACUCCUCUGUGCCUUAGACUCAUAAAAGUAUUUGUCCUAACAUCAAAUUCACAGGCCAUCAGAGUGACCCUAAACAUCAGUCGAAAGCUUUCAUUGUUGGCCAUCCUGAGUGGAUUAGUAUUAGAAAGCAGUGUGGUCUGCUUCUUCCAGAGGAUGGGAUGGGAUGUAGAAAGUGACUGUUCCAUCUAUAAAACUUAAGAUUUCUCUCGAAGAUAAAGAAGAAAAACCUCUAUGAUGAUGACUUUCAGGGAACUGUCUUAGAUGUGGACAUGAAUUCUUUUUUUAUGGAAAAAUUGACCAAAUAAAAGGACGUGCACUAGCAAAGUAAUUGGGUUCACAGUGCCACUUUUUCUGGAA
Dromiciops gliroides (monito del monte) is the source of this 1051-nucleotide messenger RNA. It is a transcript of the gene ARV1, whose product is annotated as ARV1 homolog, fatty acid homeostasis modulator. The record is from RefSeq and is a predicted model, not a curated record. Gene Ontology annotation, biological process: intracellular sterol transport; sphingolipid metabolic process; sterol metabolic process. The coding region runs from base 89 to 892 and encodes 267 amino acids. Gene Ontology annotation, cellular component: cortical endoplasmic reticulum; Golgi apparatus. Lineage: Eukaryota; Metazoa; Chordata; Mammalia; Microbiotheria; Microbiotheriidae. The transcript has 5 exons.